Messenger RNA from Triticum turgidum subsp. durum (durum wheat), 1053 nucleotides. NCBI's taxonomy places the organism in Eukaryota, Viridiplantae, Streptophyta, Magnoliopsida, Poales, Poaceae. The record is from the annotation of a GenBank genome assembly.
AUGUGUAGUUGCUGUAGAACGAAUAGGUAUACCCCCACAACCAAACCCAGGCCCACCGUACCCAUCAUCUUCCAUAGUCUUCCUCUCCUGCCUUGCUCCAAAGAUGGCCGGUCCUUCAUCCUGAACACCGGCGCAAGGAUCCCACCGAUCGGCCUCGGCACAUGGCAGAUAGAGCCUGAUGUUGUCGGCGACGCCAUCUACGCUGCUGUCAAGGCUGGAUAUCGGCAUAUCGAUUGUGCUCCAGCAUACCACAAUCAGAAACAGGUUGGCUUGGCUUUAAAGAAAUUGUUUGAGGAUGGUGUGAUUGAGCGUGAAGACUUGUUUGUCACCUCUAAGCUAUGGUUUGGUGAUCAUGCACCUGAAGAUGUGCCGGAGGCAAUUGACACUACUCUUAAAGAUUUGCACCUUGGCUUCUUAGAUUUGUUCCUUAUUCAUGGUCCAGUCCGCAUCAAAAAAGGAACUACACUGAGCCCUGAAAAUUUGCUUCCACCGGAUAUCACUGCUACAUGGGGAGCGAUGGAGAAGCUAUAUGACUCUGGCAAAGCUCGAGCAAUUGGUGUGAGUAACUUUGCUUGCAAGAAGAUGGAGGACUUGCUUGCCGUCGCACGCGUGCCUCCAGCGGUCAACCAGGUUGAGUGUCAUCCGAUUUGGCAGCAAGACAAGCUCCGCAAACUAUGCCAGUCGAGGGGUGUUCAUCUUUCUGCAUAUUCACCAUUAGGUUCGCCUGGAUCACCUCUAUCUGUGGUCAGUGGGACUAGUGUCCUUAGCAAUCCUAUUGUCAUCUCUGUUGCCGAGAAGUUGCAGAAAACGCCUGCACAGGUCACCUUACGCUGGGGUCUUCAAAUGGGCCAGAGUGUACUUCCAAAAAGCAUCGAUGAAGCAAUGAUUAAGGAGAACUAUGACAUAUUUGAUUGGUCCAUUCCCGAAGAUUUGAUGGCCAAGUUCUCCGAAAUCAAACAGGAAAGGUUGCUGAAAGCAGAAUUCGCAGUCCACCCUCUAAGCGUUUACAAAACCUUGGAGGAUCUUUGGGAUGGAGAAAUUCAAAGCACAUGA